CACAGUGGUGGAGUCAGAUCAGUUUCUCCUCCUCUCUGCAGGACGAGCCUCUCCUCAUCACUCCUCUCUCCUCUGAGCCUCGGACACGGAGAACAUGGGAUUCUAACCUGAACACGCGACAUGAAGACACAUUACUAGUUUUUUUGUUUUAUAUCACUUCUCUCAUCGGCGCCUGGAACCAGUUCACACCUUCGCACUGGAUGCUGAGAUGCGCAGAAAGUGAAAGCUCCUCAUCUCUUCUCCAGACCUCACCCAGUUAUAAAACGCCAUGAAAGACGACUUUGCAGACGAGGAGGAAGUACAGUCUUUUGGAUACAAGCGGUUCGGCAUCCAGGAGGGCACCCAGUGCACCAAGUGUAAGAAUGAAUGGGCGCUGAAGACCUCCAUCGCUCUGCUCUAUGUGCUGUGUACCCUCCUCACCAUCGCUGUCGCUGCGCUGGGAUAUAAAGGAGAGAAACAUGGUGCAAAGAGUCGACAGCGUGUCUGAAGGUAUCGCAAACUAUGGAGGGAAGAUAGUGGCUGUUGAGACUGAUUUGAAAAAGCUCGACGAUCAAACAGGAGAGAAGUCGGAGAACACCACCACAGAGAUCCAGACUUUUAAGAACAACAUCUGGACCCUUCAGAGGCAGCUUGCUGCAGUGGAGGAACACAUCCACAGCGAUCAAGUUAAGCUGAGUCAGCUGCAGAACAUUGGCUCAGACAUCCAGAGCACCCAGGGCUCCAUCCAGGGCGUGCAAGUGAGCAACACAGCUACCUUACGCUCUGUAAAUGGCACCCUGCAGUCUUACGGCAGCAUCAUUGAGGGUCUGCAGGAAGACACGGCCCAGCUGGAGACAGAACUGCACCAGCAGGUGAGGCUCCAGAACCAGGCGCUGUUCAGCAUCGGCAAACUUAACCUCACCCAGGCCCAGCAGAGAGGCCUCAUCGGCGCUCUGCAGCGCUCAGUGGAUGACACCAGCCAGGCCAUCCAGAAAAUGCGCAGUGACUUUCAAAACCUUGAGCAGACAAGCCGACAGACUCGCUCUGACACCGAGUGGCUUCGAGGUAAAGUGGAAAAAUUGGAAACCUUGGCCAGCAAUGCCUCGACUCUGGCCAGGGCCAACAACGAUGGCCUCGAGGAUGUGGGAUCACAGCUCACUUUUAUGGCCAACCAGCUCCAGAACACCAGCAGCCUGGCUGAAGCUCAUGACCAGACCUUGAGGGGGAUUAUGGAUCAGCAGAGGGACUUCAGCAACCUCACGUCCUCCAAGUUUGACCGGCUGGAGGUUCGCCUGGAUGAGUCCGAGCAGAGUAUGGACCGCGUGACCGGCAAUAUCAGCUUCACCACGCAGCUCUUGGGCGCCAUCAACCUGAACCUGAACGACUUACGCUCUUGUUCCGAGACAGUCGGCCGUCACUCUGACUUCUUGUUAAACCUCAACAAUAGCGUGACAGACGUGAGGACAGAUGCAUCAGGUCUGAAGUCACAGCAGGAAGAGCUGGCAGCCCGUGUGGACAAGGAGGUCACCGACCUCUCUAUUGUCAUGGAGGAGAUGAAACUGGUGGACACCAAGCACUCGCAACUAAUAACCAACUUCACUAUUUUACAGGGUCCCCCUGGUCCCAGAGGGCCAAGAGGGGACAAAGGAUCUCAGGGGUCAUCUGGUCAGCCUGGCCAAAAAGGAGAGAAAGGGGAAAAGGGUGGUUCAGGGAUACAAGGACCCAAAGGAGAGAAGGGUUUUCCAGGAUUACCGGGUCCUCCAGGGAUAAGAGGUCUACCAGGCCAAACUGGCAACCCUGGGUCCAAGGGCUCCCGGGGGUCAGGAGGCCGGGCUGGUCCUCCCGGAGGUAAAGGCGAGCCAGGUUCUGCCGGUUUGCCUGGAAGAGAUGGACAGUCUGGCCCACAGGGGGCACAGGGCCCACCAGGUAUCAGAGGCUCAGUGGGACCAGCUGGGGAGCAAGGGCCAAGGGGCCUGCCCGGACCACUGGGGCCUCAGGGGCCAGCAGGGCCACCGGGAAAUCCAGGGAUCCCAUUCCGGGUUCCAUUAAUUCCCGUGUCUUUGCAGGAUGAGGCAGUAGCUCCUACGCUAUGGGCCCCCGGAUGCCCGGCCGAGUGGGUAAACUACAGAGACAAGUGCUACUUUUUCUCCAAAGACCUGCACAGUUUCGAUGAUGCGAGAGCGACGUGCAAAUCCAAAUCUGCUUCGCUGCUGAUCAUCAGCGACAUGGAGGAACAGACUUGGCUACAGAAGCAGGCAUUUGGAAAAGGUUAUUUCUGGAUGGGUCUGACCGACAGGGAGGAGGAGAACGUGUGGCGCUGGUUGGACGGGACUCAACCUGCUUUCACGAAGUGGAAGACAGGUCAGCCUGACAACUGGGGCCACGGGCAUGAAACGGGAGAAGACUGUGCGGGGCUCAUCCAUGAAGGGUUAUGGAACGAUUUCCUCUGUGAAGAUCUCAUAAGCUUCAUCUGUGAGAAGGAAGCGGAGGCUCUUCUUCUACGAUCACCCGGAUCAUAGCGAUGUCUUGAAAGCGAGCUUGCAGUGAGCAGCUAGACUUCCCCUGUGUAGAACAGGUCCACGGACGCAGCUCAUGGAGAGAGUCCUUACGGAGAGAGCAGAGGGACAAAUUUAAAAUGAGCCUGGGGCUGCAGCGGAAUAAUGUCUCUCCAACACUGAAGAGAUGCCUUUCUCCUCCAGAGUGAAAACCAGUCCAACUUUACCAGCAAGUGCAAUACAGCAGGGCGACCACAGACGGAGGAGACUUUUUAUUUUUUCAAAUUACCAAAUCAUCAAUAUAUAUAUUGACAAUUUGGUAAUUAUAUUUUUUAUGGUUAUUUGAGAUACAUUCAAUAAAACUGUAUUCUAUGAGCAACUGAGUAUCUGAAUGUAUAUAUCAUUAUGCAACUUUUGUAGGAAAACAAAUUCUAUGAAGCCAAAUGGACUUAACCGUCGUGCUUUAUAUAGCAUGUGUUGUCUUAAAGAGAAUAUAAAAAGGUACAAGUACAUGUUGCUGAUAUGCUAUCUUUGAGGAACUGGUAUCUAACCUCACGAAUGUCUAUAUAGCAUUUUCAUUUAUAUGAGUACGAAUAAAUGAAGUAUUUACACAUAAACAGAAAAAAAAGUCCAAAUCAAAUGUUACAGUUUAAUACUCUGUGUAUGAUGAUGCAGUAUUUUGUGAUUAUGAGAUUUAUUUUUCCUUACUACAGACAUAUGUAUGUUUAUAUAUAUAUAUAUAUAUUUGAGAAUCUGUGGAUCCUACCUACAAAUAGAAAAUGUACCAUUUUCUGCCCUCAGGUAUUUUCCUGUUUUAAAAAAACAACAAAAACAUUUGAUUUUAAAUACUACGCAAGAUGAAGGAAACACUCAAAAAUAAAUAUGUAAAACCCGA
Molecule: messenger RNA, 3369 nt
Organism: Hippoglossus stenolepis (Pacific halibut)
Lineage: Eukaryota; Metazoa; Chordata; Actinopteri; Pleuronectiformes; Pleuronectidae
Product: collectin-12
Exons: 11
Coding region: 399-2498 (699 amino acids)
Molecular function (GO): low-density lipoprotein particle binding; pattern recognition receptor activity
Source: RefSeq, a predicted model, not a curated record